AUGGCUCAGCUGGCGACCCAGUAUGCUGCCCAGGCUAUGAAUUACACUUGUAUUCACUUCAUUUCGAAUUUUUCAAUCCUAAAGUUGAAACGGCCGAAUUCCGCGGCACAUGCCGUCGCCAGCACAGAUGACGUGCUAUUGGGGCUCAAAUGUCUUUUGAAGACGUGGCGGCCAGGUAAUCAGACAACUUGCACCGGCUUCCCUGCCGCGGUCGUUGCUUAUCUUCGAAAACAUCUGAUUUCCCCGCUGCUCUGCUGUUGGGCACAGUACUAUGACCCCGCAGAUAUCGCGUCGAGCCAUCCGCGUCACGACUGCUUCGAACAGCUACUCGGCAUCUUCUCCGCAUCAAAGGGCAAUACGAGUCAUCUCAUGCGGAGCUUCGAACUCGCCCUGCGGCAUGAUGCUUAG
Diaporthe amygdali is the source of this 408-nucleotide messenger RNA. RefSeq lists its product as uncharacterized. The record is from RefSeq and is a predicted model, not a curated record. The transcript has 4 exons. The coding region runs from base 1 to 408 and encodes 135 amino acids. NCBI's taxonomy places the organism in Eukaryota, Fungi, Ascomycota, Sordariomycetes, Diaporthales, Diaporthaceae.